AUGGCAGAAGAGGGAAUAUAUGUCAACACUGAUGACUUUAAUGUGAGUCCCACUUGUCAAGCAGAUUCAGGAACAGAGGGAAGAAUCUACGCCAAUGAGAGUCCUGGCGGACCUGAGAGGGCUACAGCCUCCAAGCCCUCUGGAGCGGUGAAGAACUACACUAGAUGGGCCGCGGUGUGUCUGGGACUGCUGUGUGUUCUGCUGCUAGCACUCAACAUAGGAUUGGGAAUCAAAUACCUUCUGGAGAAACGCCAGCUACAGGCUGAGAGGGAGCACCUGCUAGCAAGCCAUGUGAAUAUCACCAUAGAAAGAGACCAAGUAUCGGCCAGUAAUACCAACCUGACCAGACAGGUGGACCAGCUACUAUUGGCCAGUAAUACCAACCUAACCAGACAGAUGGAUCAGCUACUCCGCACCAAUGGCCAGCUUCAAGCCAGAAUCUCUAAACUGGAAAAGAGAUGUCCCUCAGGAUGGAGAUAUUUUAACACCAAAUGUUACCUCAUCUCUUCUUCAAAGAAUACGUGGUCUGAAAGCAGACAACGAUGCAAAGACAUUGGAGGAGACCUGGCGAUCAUCAACGACAAAGAGGAGCAAGUUUUCAUUCAUGGAUUGGGAAUCCCGGUUUGGAUUGGUCUGAGGAAGAUCCAGGGUGGGUGGAAAUGGGUGGAUAACACACUUUUGUCCACAAAAUACUGGGAUUCAGGACAACCCAAUGAUGAAAACGAGGACUGUGUUGUCAGUGAUUGCCCUGCAGGUGACCCAUUUUCAAUAUGGCAUGAUUAUCUAUGCAGCGUGAAACACAGUUUCAUUUGUGAGAUGUCUUCUUACAUGUUAUACUGAAACAAUCUGUUACAUAUUUUGCUGCAUAAUAAAAAUGAAAAAAAGAUGGUAAGCAAUUUUUGGAGCAAACUUUCAUUCAUGGACUGAAAAUAUUUGUUUGGAUUGGGCUGAGGAACAGCCAGGGUGUGUUCGAAUCGGUGGAUUGCACACAAUUGUCCACAAGCUACUGAGAUCAACCUGAUCGUGUGACGAGGACCGUGUUGUCCUUGAUGCUGAUAAAGGUGAUACACUCUUCAGCUGGUACCCAUGUAGCGAAAAAUGGGCCUAUUGUUUCAUUUGAGGGAUUCCUGCAUACAUGUAAUACCCACAAAGUCACUUGAGAAAAAAAUCAACAUGGAGACUGUACAAACUUAUUGAUUUUCCAUGACACUAUGUGUUUGUUAGCCUGUCGAUGAGACAUCUAAUUCAUACCUGUAUGAGAAAAUAAUAUGAUACAAUAGUGUAUCUUUAAAUAAUCAAAAAUGAAACAGAAUCAGUCCAAAAAAGAUCAAAGAAGAGGAAAUGAAAGGAACUACUGCGAAUAUCAAUCAAAUGUGAAGCCCAUCAACAAGAUUGCUGAUAUUUAUUCAUUGAUUCAUAUGUAGAACAAGUCUGUGAAAUAUAUUCUAUGCAUUCAUAAGGUGUUUAAUCAUUAUGGAAACUGCCAUAACAAAAAUAAUGUUCUCAAUGUCCCUAUAGCUUCUCAAUUAUCUUUGUUGUUUAACUUUUUGUGGUUUAUAAGUUAGAGAUUUAUGGCAGAUAGCCACAUGACAGGGUAAAAAUAAGAUUUGAUAUUUUGCAUUAUAAUAAAGUUGAAAGGUUGAUAAUAAAGUUGGAAUGUUUUAAAUUAUUGUAGAUGUACCGCAAAGCGGUACAAAA
Alosa alosa (allis shad) is the source of this 1698-nucleotide messenger RNA. Its product is annotated as C-type lectin domain family 4 member M-like. The record is from RefSeq and is a predicted model, not a curated record. The transcript has 2 exons. The coding region runs from base 1 to 840 and encodes 279 amino acids. Lineage: Eukaryota; Metazoa; Chordata; Actinopteri; Clupeiformes; Clupeidae.